AUGGUGACCAACGAUGGCGGUGAGCUAUUUCGGCGAAAACAUCGAAGAUUAAUAAUUGCUGGCCAAAUUGGAAACUUCUUUCUGAUUGUCGCCCUUUACACCCACUCCACAAUCAGAUUGAAUAGUCUGAAAUGUGAUAAGGAGGAAAUUUCGCGCGUGAAACGAGAAGUCCCACUAAAGCCAAUCGAUCUGGAAGAUUAUACUAUAAUUAUUGGACAAAAUACGAUUAUUCCGCGUAAUGUUCUCGACCGCUCUUGUUCACAAGUUCAUCAGCAUUGUGCCGAACGACAUAUGAAAUUAAUUGGAUAUCCUGGAGUACCUGGAGAACCUGGAGCUACUGGACCAGUAGGACCACCUGGGAGACGAGGGCCAAUGGGAAUAGUCGGACCAACAGGCCUUGUCGGGGAGCAUGGAGAAGUCGGAGAGCCUGGAAGAGAUGGUAAAUGCAAUUGUCCACUUCCAGAUAUGUAUGUGAAGAAUGUUCAUGUUCCUGGACCUCCUGUCAUUAAAAUUGAAGAAAAAAUGGUUCCAGUGCCUGUCGUUGUUGUAAAAGAAGUUGAAGUCACAAAAUUAGUUCCAUUCGAGCCAACGCCUCCUGGAUUCGGUCCUCCGCCGGGCUGGGCACCCGGAAUGCCAAGGCCGGGAAAAACGCGAAAAUUGCCAAGAUAUUCCACUGUUCGACCGCCACCGACUCGUCCGCGAUCAACCAAACCUCCAAUUCAUGUGAUACCGACCGAACCCUCAAAUCUAACGCUAUUCACCAAUUGGACAAUGGAGCUGAAUGUGAGCACACCAGAACCAUACUUGGGACCACCAACGUUAGGUUACAACAGGAGAGAAUGUAUACUAGCCGCUGUUGGUAUUCCCGUUCUACACGCCGAAUCGCAAUAUGGACGAGUAGGAUCUUGGAUGCGCGAUGCUCUCCCGGCUACCACAAAAGCGGCAAAGCGUCGAUGGGUUACCGAUGGAUUCGCUUCACCAGUUCUUUAUGAAUAUGAAGACGAGAGGCAAUUGUCCGACAAAGUCCAGAAGAUCAAGUACUACGUCGAUUAUCUUGCUUCAGGAACUGGAAAUGUGGUCUAUAAUGGCUCGUAUUACUAUCAUAAACAUGGAACAACGAAUCUUGUGAAGUAUGAGCUCGAGUCGAGUAUUCAAUCGGAAGUUGAGCUGGAUCCAAGAAUGGCUCACAUUGAUUGUGGAAGGCUUCCUGAUCACACGUUUGAGGAGUGCAAUUCGACUGAUCGUCAUGGUUGGCUGUACAAUCGCCCUCACAAUUACGUUGAUUUUGCGGUUGACGAGAACGGAUUAUGGGUAAUAUACGCGGAUGCCGAAUUUGAGACGAUUAAAGUUGCUAAGAUUGAACCAAAUUUGUACAUCGUUAGCCGGUGGGAUGUCGAUGUGAAUGCCACCGAUAUCGCCGACGCGUUCGUGAUGUGCGGUGUGAUGUACGGUCUGAAAAGCGGCGAAGAAUUGCAAACAACGAUCACCCACGCGUUCGACCUAUACAGGUUCCUCCUCGACUUAAACGACAGCAUUCCCGGACAAGUCGAAUGGUACAAUCCGUAUCAAGGUCUCACGAUGCUCCAUUACAAUCCGCUCGACGCUCGCUUAUACUUUUUCGAUAAUAGUAGCCUAUUGGUCCAGUUGUGUUUGAACAGGCCACCGCCUCAACAAAUGUUUGAUAAGGUUGAACGCAUUGUGUGUGUCGGUGCCGGCUACGUCGGUGGUCCGACGUGCGCGAUGAUCGCCCAUAAAUGUCCGCACAUCACCGUGACCGUCGUCGACAUGAAUCUGGCGAAAAUUGAUGAAUGGAAUUCGGACAAAUUGCCGAUCUACGAGCCGGGUCUUGAGGAGAUUGUGAUGGCUGCUCGCGGCAAAAAUCUGUUCUUCUCCACCGAUAUCGCAAAAGCGAUUCGCGAGGCGGACCUCAUCUUCAUCUCUGUGAACACGCCGACGAAAAUGUACGGACGUGGAAAGGGAAUGGCACCGGAUUUGAAAUAUGUGGAAUCGGUUUCGAGAACGAUCGCCGAGCAUGCCGGUGGACCAAAGAUUGUCGUUGAGAAGAGUACAGUUCCUGUGAGAGCUGCGGAAAGCAUCUCAGCGAUUCUUCGAGAAGCGCAGAAGCUCAACUCGAACCUCAAGUUUCAAGUUCUUUCGAAUCCGGAGUUCCUUGCUGAAGGCACUGCGAUGAAGGAUCUUGCGAAUCCCGACAGAGUUCUUAUUGGAGGAGAGUCUAGCACAGAAGGACUCGAAGCCGUUGCUCAACUCGUCGGAAUCUAUGAGAAUUGGGUUCCAAGAGAUCGCAUCAUCACGACGAACACGUGGAGCAGCGAAUUGUCGAAAUUGGUCGCGAAUGCGUUCCUCGCUCAGCGCAUUUCCUCGAUCAACGCGAUUUCGGCGGUCUGCGAAGCCACCGGCGCUGACGUCAGCGAAGUGGCGCAUGCCGUCGGAUGCGAUUCGAGAAUCGGCAACCGAUUCCUUCAGGCUUCAGUUGGAUUCGGUGGAAGCUGCUUCCAAAAGGAUGUUCUCUCGCUCGUCUACCUAUGCGAAUCGCUGAAUCUUCGCGAAGUCGCUGACUAUUGGAACGGCGUCAUCGAGAUCAAUGAUUGGCAGCGGCGAAGAUUCGCGAACAAGAUCAUCGGCGAGCUGUUCAACACAGUCACCGACAAGAAGAUCGCCUUAUUUGGAUUCGCGUUCAAGAAAAAUACCGGAGAUACGAGAGAAUCUUCAGCUAUCCAUGUUGCCAAACAUUUGAUGGAGGAGAACGCGAAGCUCUCGAUCUACGAUCCAAAGGUCUCGAAGCAACAAAUACUGAAUGACUUGACAAAUGUCACUAGCAAUUAUGAUGUUGAAAAACUAGUCACGGUUGAGUCGAAUCCAUUCGAGGCUGCUAAAGAUGCUCACGCGAUUGUCAUUCUCACCGAAUGGGAUGAAUUUGUGACAUUGGAUUACAAGAGCAUCUAUUAUAACAUGAAGCAUCCUGCCGCUAUCUUCGAUGGUCGCCUCAUAUUGGACCAAAAAGCUCUUCGCGAGAUUGGCUUCCGCACAUUUGCCAUUGGAACCGCACCUGAUCAAGCGUUGAACCUGUUCGGCACAUCUGGAUAUUAA
Messenger RNA from Caenorhabditis bovis, 3108 nucleotides. NCBI's taxonomy places the organism in Eukaryota, Metazoa, Nematoda, Chromadorea, Rhabditida, Rhabditidae. The record is from the annotation of a GenBank genome assembly.